AGAACCAGCACCUCAAGCUCAGUAAAGUUUAACAGGAUGGAAGAAGCAGAAAAAUUGUCUUGCCAGCUCCCAGAUGUUGGUGUGCUCAACUUAGGAAGUGGCCAGGGACAACAUGAAAACACAAACCAGUCAGAGACUAAGAUUGCAUUAAGGGUUGAUGAAGAAGGAAAUGAGGAUUCUGCACCUGCUACUGAAGAGCUUUCAACCUCAAAGUACUCCCACCCAGUUUAUCGAGAAUUGUCCAUCCUAAAUGGAAAAAUAAAUAAGUUGAAUGUUGCACAGUUGAAGAGCCACCUAAGAGAACGUAACCUUGAUACUUCUGGUAAGAAACUUGUCCUGCAGAAACGCCUGAAAUCUCAUGUGUGUCAACAGAAACUAAAAGAAUCAGGAAAGGAAGAUGAAACAGCCAGUCAUCGCAAUCUCUACUAUGACUACUACUUGGUGAUUGAUUUUGAGGCAACCUGUGAUGAGCACCAGAAUCCAACAACAUAUCGACAUGAGAUUAUAGAAUUUCCUGCUCAGCUUGUAUCUACAAAGAAGGGCCAGAUUAUUAACCACUUCCACUCGUAUGUCAGACCACUUAUCAACCCACGCCUAACAAAUUUCUGCACCAACCUCACUGGAAUUACUCAGGAUAAGGUGAAUUUUGCACCCACCUUCCCAGAAGUCCUCAAGCAGUUUGAGGCUUGGCUGGAAGACCGAGGACUGACUUCCUCAGAGACCAAGAUGACAGUACUCACUGAUGGGCCAUGGGACAUGGGCAGGUUCCUCUAUCAGCAGUGCAGUAUUUCUGGAGUACCUUAUCCAAGUUGGGGAAAACAGUGGAUUAAUAUAAGAAAGAGUUUUUGCAACUUCCAUAAGACAAAAAAGAUGUGUCUUAAAGAUAUGCUGAAUCAUUUAGGUAUGAGGUUCCAGGGCCAACCUCAUAGUGGCCUGGAUGACUCUAAGAAUAUUGCUCGAGUGGCCAUCCGCUUGCUGAAGGAUGGGGCAAAUCUGCGAAUCAAUGAAAAGAUAAACAUUAGGAAGGAUGGGAGCUAUAAUCCAAGAGAGCGUGUGGUGAACAACAUUACUCGACACAAUUUUGAGGGAAUCAAGAGAAAAAAACGGUUGGUUGCAAAUAACACGAAUUCUAAUUCAUCUCCUGAUGAAAGCAACUUGGAAAAUGUGAGUGAUUCAGACUGUGAUGACUCAAAAAAUGAGGAAAGUGAACCAUUGUGGCCUGAUACACAAGAUGUGAAGGAAUUUCCGGACCUAGUAAAUGCAAAUGUGAUGAAAGAAAUAUGAAGCUGUUACAUUUAUAUACCCAAGUUGUCACCUGUUAUGUACUUCAUUUGCUACCUAAAGUGAGUGUAUUUUACUUUUUUUUUUUUUUUUUUUUUUUUUUUUUUUGAAUACUAAUAUAUAAUUUCUAGAAUUGAGCAUUUCUACAAUCACUUAAGCAAACAGCAAAUUACACAGCUGCAUAAAUUUUGGAUAACAGAUUUGCAUAGUUUAAGAUGGCCUAAUACAUUAGUAUGAAGAUAUGUGAAGUAUAUAUUUUGCUAUGAAUAUAAAUGUAAUCCACUUUCAAUUCAGUACUACAUUCAGUUUAAAAAAAGAAAUCAGAAAAUCACCUGUUGUUAAUCAGAAUAGAGUAAAUGAAGAUGUAAUGAUGCAAUUCAUGUGGAUGAGUAACUAAUGAUUUUGUUUUGAUUCUAAAAAAAAGAAAAAAAAGCACCUACAUGAAAAUAAAAAUGAAUAGAUAAUAAUAAAAUACUGUUCAGACCUUUAUAGAAUCUUUAAAUCAUAUUCAGAAUGAAACUGAAUAUGUUGUUGUACUGAAAGGAGUACCAAAGGUUUGGGUUUGGAUUUGUGAAGUUGUGAAUUUGCAGUUGUAAAAAGUAAUUGUUUGAGUUUGUGGAUUUGCAUCUGUAAAAGUUAAUUUUCUAUUUCCUGUGUUUAUCUCUGGUAAUUUCUUUUCUAUUUGUAUAGUUUUUUGAAUAGUGUUGAAUUAUCUGACUAGAUAGAAUAUCUUCUCACAUAAUGAAACUUAGAAUUUUCUAUCUUUAAUGUUUCAUUUCAUAAAUUUUUUACUUUAAAGUUUUUAUGUUGUACCUAGCAAAUAAAUGUAUUUCAGUAU
Scylla paramamosain (green mud crab) is the source of this 2119-nucleotide messenger RNA. RefSeq names its product 3'-5' exoribonuclease 1-like. Gene Ontology annotation, molecular function: 3'-5'-RNA exonuclease activity; nucleic acid binding. The record is from RefSeq and is a predicted model, not a curated record. Bases 37 to 1284 code for a protein of 415 amino acids. Gene Ontology annotation, biological process: exonucleolytic trimming to generate mature 3'-end of 5.8S rRNA from tricistronic rRNA transcript (SSU-rRNA, 5.8S rRNA, LSU-rRNA). NCBI's taxonomy places the organism in Eukaryota, Metazoa, Arthropoda, Malacostraca, Decapoda, Portunidae. The transcript has 9 exons. Gene Ontology annotation, cellular component: cytoplasm.